Messenger RNA from Andrographis paniculata, 994 nucleotides. Its product is annotated as NADPH-dependent aldehyde reductase-like protein, chloroplastic. Bases 75 to 863 code for a protein of 262 amino acids. The transcript has a single exon. NCBI's taxonomy places the organism in Eukaryota, Viridiplantae, Streptophyta, Magnoliopsida, Lamiales, Acanthaceae. The record is from RefSeq and is a predicted model, not a curated record.
CGCGUUUUCUAUACACACCCACACAUUUUGAUCAUGCUUAUCCAAACCCUUCAUAUCUCUUCGACUUCCCUUCCAUGGCGGCUGCUUCUGCUCCCCAAAAUCAACUCAGCGACCGAGUCGCCAUCGUCACCGGCGCUUCCCGCGGCAUCGGCCGCGCCGUCGCCCUCCACCUGGCCUCCCUCGGCGCCAGAGUCGUCAUCAACUACGCAUCCAACGCCGCCCUAGCCGACUCCAUCGCCGCCCAAAUCAACAGCGCCGCUAAAUCCGACAAUGUCCGCGCCAUUACCGUGCAGGCCGACGUGUCGAAUCCCGACCAGGUCAAGUCACUCUUCGACGCGGCGGAGUCGGCCUUCGGCGCGCCGGCUCACAUCCUCGUAAACUCCGCAGGCGUGCUCGAUUCGAAGUUGCCCUCAAUCGCCGACAUGCCGCUCGAAGAAUUCGAUCGGACCUUCAGCAUCAACGCGCGUGGGGCGUUCUUGUGCUGCCGAGAGGCCGCCAACAGAUUGAAGCGCGGCGGCGGGGGAAGGAUCGUAUGCCUGACGACGUCGGUGGUGGCGUCGCUGAAGGUUGGGUAUGGGGCGUACGCGCCGUCGAAAGCGGCGGUGGAGACGAUGGUGAAGAUCCUGGCGAAGGAGCUUAAAGGGACGGGGAUUACUGCCAACGCGGUGGCGCCGGGACCGGUGGCGACGGAGAUGUUCUUCGCCGGGAAGACGGAGGAGGCGAUCAAGAAGGCGGUGGACGACUGCCCGCUUGGGCGGCUCGGGGAGACGGGGGACGUGGCGCCGCUGGUGGGCUUCUUGGCGACGGACGCCGGCGAGUGGGUCAAUGGUCAGGUCAUUCGGGUCAACGGCGGUUACGUCUAGACUAGUUUGACUACUCUAAUAUUGCUACCAUAAGGAUGAUCUAAUAAUAAUAUAGUUACACAAGGGAUGAUCUAGUGUGACACGGGGAAUGAAUAUUUUCUUUAUUUCAAUUCAAAAUAUCAUUUUUAUUA